UGCUCCUCCUUCUCCUUUUCUUCCACACGCCAUCAGAGUCUAGGAGGUUACAGAAAGCUGGAUAGUUUGAGCCUUGUUGAAAAGGAGAAGUAUAGUGAGACAAACCCUAAGGUGAAGACGAGGUCCCAUCCCAUACAGUUUACUGCUUUCUUUGGAAAUUUUCUGUGUCCUGUAUAAAGAAUGAAGCCGUCUGUCCUUACCAUUCCAGCAAUAGCCGCUGUUUUGUGUCUUGCGUGGAUUAUACCCAUUCAGUGCUGCAAUAAAGCUCUCUGCGCGAGUGACGUCAGCAAAUGCUUAAUACAGGAGCUCUGCCAGUGUCGUCCUACAGACGGGAACUGUUCAUGUUGUAAGGAAUGUAUGCUGUGUCUGGGUACGCUCUGGGAUGAGUGCUGCGACUGUGUUGGCAUGUGCAAUCCAAGGAACUACAGUGACACCCCUCCAACCUCUAAGAGCACAGUGGAGGAACUGCAUGAGCCCAUUCCAUCCCUCUUCCGAGCACUAACUGAAGGAGAAAGUCUGAAUCAGCUCAACUGGAACAUUGUGUCAUUUCCGGUGAUAGAAGAACUCUCGCAUCACGAAAACCUUGUAUCCUUCCUUGACUCGGUAAAUCAGCAGCAACAUCAGAAUGUGUCUGUUCCUCAAAACAGAGUCCAUGUGUCACACUCAAGUGAGAAAGAACACAUGUGCACAGUGGUAUACUUUGACGACUGCAUGUCUAUCCAUCAGUGCAAAGUUUCCUGUGAAUCUAUGGGCGCAUCGAAGUACCGGUGGUUUCACAACGCAUGUUGUGAGUGCGUUGGUCCAGAGUGCAUUGAUUAUGGCAGCAAGACGGUGAAAUGUAUGAACUGCAUGUUCUGAGAGCAUUGCCUCCAGGCUCUUUAGUGGGCAUAAAACUCUAUUCCUGCCACUCAGACAUAUGAUCUGUAUAGUAAAAGAGUAGUACAAGGCGCUCUCUACUUAAACGGUCAAGAUGGUGAAGAAGAAUAUCUGCUACGUAGAAAGGAGCCUCCAAUUUUUUGGUAACGAUAUAAUAUUUUGUUGUUUUUUUAUAUUCUAAGUUUAUGUAAAUGUUUUAGACUGCUGUGUACCAUUUCAGAUUCACAGAAUGUAUUUUUAUAAACCAUGUAAAAUUAAAUUUUAUUAUAUAGUUUACAGUAUCAUUACCAUUUAAAAUGUCUUAACAUACCUAUGUUUCAUAGUAUCCAGAAUAUUAGGACUUUCCUGUCUCAAAUUGCAUUUGCUUUGGUUUGUUCUUUGCGUUGCAUUAUAAACUGUAAAGACAAAGCCAUUGUUUACCAGAAAAGUAUAUUGUAAUAUUUGUAUUUCUUUUGACCUUUUUGAUUUUAGUUCCGGGAUUUUUUUAAAUGUUUUUAUAAUUUGUUGCACUUUUGGUCAAUACUUCAAAAAGUUCCAUAAUUCAAUUUAGCGAACUUUUUUGUAUUUUGUGCUUUGUUCUUUACAAAAAUAGGUCUAUUUUUGAUUAAUAACAGCAUGGAGGUAUACAAUAGAUUUGAACAAAUUAGGCCUGGUUUCCUUAUAGAUUUUUUUUUUUUUUAUUGAGAAGAGUUUAUCUUCCCAUAUCUGCAUCAUCAACUAUAAAGUAUAGGUGCCCUGCAUUUCUUGAGGUACCUGAUCUAUGUUCUUUAGGCUGAGAAGAAGUUUGUGAAGAAAAUAAUUAAUCUGUGUCUGCAUACAAGUAUAGCAAGUACAAAAAAGCUAAUGCAGAUGGGAAGAUAGAGUUUAAAUUUUAUUAGUGCAUAAUAAUACAUAUCUAAAAUUAUAUUAUAUAAAAUCUUUACACUUUAUGUAUCUUAGGGGAUGUUCACAUCUGCAUUGGAGGUUCCAUUUGGGGUCUCCAUCACAGAAUCCACCAAAAAGCUGAUUAAAAAAGAGUGUAAAAAAAAUGCAAAAACUGAACAGACCUCAUUAUAAUCAAUGGGGUCUGUUUGGCUCGGUUGGUUUCAGUUAUGUGCCUCUAACAGAGCAGAACAACGGAAAUAACUAGCAGUGAUGUGAUUGUGGCCUUAGUUAUACAUUUUAGUAGCGAUUCAUGGUCAGUGUCACCAGUAUGUGCCCUUUAAGGAAGUGUAGACCAACAGGAACCCAGUAAGCAACAAAACGGCAGUGGAUCGGUGAGGUUGAGUAUUGAUUUCUAGCUAGGCUUGAGUGAGUUGAGCUUCAGAUCAUGGAUCCGAAGUCGAUUCGUUCAAAAACUUUGAUGUUAAUGCUGUUUCCGUACAGCAUUAAAAUGUAUUGGUUCCAUGUAGCCAAACUUUGACUCGGCCGAAGUUGGUCGAGACUUUAGGGAAUGAGUAUGGUAUUCCUAUCUGCGUAUUUAAAAACUAUUUCAAAUAGGAAUCCGAAACGGGCUUUCAUAUCGAGUUACCAGCCAGUAACAAAGCUUACUUCAGAUUCCUAUUUUAAUUGUUUUUUAAAUACGCAGCCAAAACAUUUUAUUGCUGUACGGAAACUGCAUUAACAACUAAUUUUUUGAUCAAAUCAACUUUGGAUCUAUGAUCCGAAGUUCUAUUCACUCAAGCUUAAUUACUACAGUGGACUCAGGGUAUAAUAUUUUUAACUUGCAAUUACGGUACCUUUUUUGGUCAUUGUAAAGUAUAAUCACACAGUGCUGAUCUGUGACCUGUGUCAAUCAGCCGGCACAUUUCCUUGACAAAACACCUGUAAUUAACCAGACUGAACAUCCAAUUGGCACAUCACAUUGAGGGGCAAGUAAAACCAAUCUGUGAGUAUUGUAUUAAUAAAGUGCUGAUUGGCUGUCUGGUAUGUGUCACUUAUUGCUCUUUAACCUGUUCUACAUGUACUGCACUCACAUGCUUUACUGGUAUCUAACAGUCCAUAGUUUCUCAAAUGUGCCACCUGCUUCUUCUAGGGGAUAGCGGAGUGCUGCCACCUCAGACAUCAGAACUCAUUGAAUGUACAAAUAUUAAAGAGGUUGUUCGGGCUUUUAAUAUUGAUGAUCUAUCCUCAGUAUAGGUCAUCAAUAUCAGAUCGGCGGAGGUCCGACACCCCCGCUGAUCAGCUGUUUGAGGAGACGCCGUGCGCAUGUGCCAUCUCCCUUCUUUCUUACUGCUCUCUGCUGUAUGUCUAUGGGACAGCAGCAGCAGACAGGAAGAGAGAAGGGAAGCGGCACAUGCGCACGCAGUCUCCUCAACUAGCUGAUUGUUGGGGGUGUCGAGUGUUAGACCCCCGCCGAUCUGAUAUUGAUGACCUAUCCUCAGGAUAGGUCAUCAAUAGAAAAGCCAGACAAAACCUUUUAUUUACAGAAGAAAAAAAAUGUAUAUAUAUUUUUUUCAUGCAUUUCUGUUGCAGAUGUAGAGACCUAGCAGAUUUUUAUGUCAGUCAUCAAGUGUAGUAAUUGUCUUUUUUUCUAUUUCUUAAAUCUGAGCACUCACAGAUCACUGGAAGGCAAAAAAAUAUAUGGUCUUGUUUUAGUACAUUGUAUUUAUUUUGGGUUAAAUAAAUGUUUUUCCUGUA
Molecule: messenger RNA, 3495 nt
Organism: Bufo gargarizans (Asiatic toad)
Lineage: Eukaryota; Metazoa; Chordata; Amphibia; Anura; Bufonidae
Gene: TWSG1
Product: twisted gastrulation BMP signaling modulator 1
Exons: 5
Coding region: 181-858 (225 amino acids)
Biological process (GO): regulation of BMP signaling pathway
Source: RefSeq, a predicted model, not a curated record